AUGGCAAACCCGACCAAAGGGCGCUCUGGAGGUGUCCUGACCGUGAACGCGGCCACCAGAAAGAAUGCAGCUCCACAGUCCGGGUCCGGCUCUACACCAAGGGCUCCUACCCCGAGGCUGAGACUCGUCAUCCGAAGACUGCCACCUGGACUGACCGAAGCUGAGUUCUGGGCGGCGCUAGGUGACGAGUGGAAGGUCGGGGCUGGGAAGACGGAGUGGGCAGCUUUCAAAAACGGAAAGAUUUCCAAAGAUGUCGCCAAACCGUCUCGGCCAUCGAGGGCGUAUGUCAAAGUCAAGGAACAGUCAUUACUGGAUGUCCUCGCCACUGCCAUCAAGGAUGCGUCGUUUCAGGAUGCCAAAAAUACCAGCAAGGACCCAUGUCUAUUGGGACCUCCCUCUCUAGAGUUUGCGCCAUACAAUAAAACACCAAGUGGCCGAACCCGCCAUGAUGGGAGACAGGGCACGAUUGACCAAGACCAAGAAUUCAUCGAUUUCUUGCAGAGCCUGACCGAGCCCAUCACGAAGGCUGCUUCGAAUGGAGUGGACUCCGGCGAAGGCAAAUCCGAAAAGGUCUCUACGACGCCGUUGGUCCAGUAUAUCAAGGAGAAGAAGGCCAACAAGGCCAAGGAAUCUUCCCAGGCCAAAGCCGCGAAGGCCCGCGAAAGUAAAGAAGCAAAGACCUCGAAAUCGGAGACUCGUCCCACUGUUGUCGUCAAGGGUAAGAAUUCCUCGGUUGCGGAGAAGGACAAGGACAAAGAGAAAGAGCGAGUAGCCAAAGCCACCCAAGAUGCGGUCAAGGCCAUCAGCAAGUCCGUGGCUGCAAUGCCUGGGAAACAGAACCCAGCGAAAGCCGAGGCCAAACCAUCGACAAAGGAGCCGACGUCUCAACCGGCACCGGCACCAGCUAGAAAAGAACGGGAGCGAGGCAAUGCAAGUGCUGCUGCUCGUAUGCUCCAGCGUGAUUUGGGCUUGGUAGCCAAAGAAAGCAAAUCUCAGCGAACCUCUAAAGCGUCGAGUUCGACUCCUAGUAAUACUGCAGAGACUGCGACCGGGUCGUCCACGAAAGCAGCGGCUACUAGUGCUCCAUCAUCCAAGAGCGCGGAUACUCCUGCAGCGCAGCAGAAACAGGCGACCUCAACACCUUCUACUCCAACCACGACAGCUCCGCCCACUGGUCCACGGGCAUCCCGCCCUGCCAGCACUGCAUCUGCAUCAGGCAAAGCUUCGACGACAGCAUCUCAACGGUCUUCCAAGACCGGCCCCCAACCAUCGUCAGGAGCCAAAUCUGCAUUCCUCAAACACGCCAACCCCUCGCAGGGGAUCACUGAAGACGUCUUGCGAAGCGUUUUCCAGCAAUUCGGGACCAUCACUCGAUGCGAAAUCGACAAGAAGAAAGGUCUGGGCUACAUUGAUUUCAGCGAAGCGGAUGCCCUCAAAAAAGCAAUGGCUGCCAGCCCCGUCAAAGUGGCCGACGGUCAGGUCGUCGUAUUGGAGAACAAACCCCAACAUGGAAAGCGAGGAGGCCAGGGAGCACAGAACCAAGGGUCCUCCGGGACCACCAAGGCUGCAGCCGGUACGGCCGCUCAAACACAGGCACAGGCUCAGGCACAGGCACAGGCACCGGCCAAAACGAGUUCGCCAAAAGUCGCUACAGCAUCGACAGCCACCGCUCCCAACCCACCGUCGACGCAAACAUCAACAACGCCAGCGACGACGGCAGGAAGCACACCGCCGACGGCGACGCGAGGAACUACUCGAGGAGGAGGUGGUGCAGGUGCAGGUGGAGGACGGGGCGGACGAGGCAGCAAUGCCCGAGGCUCGGGGUCGGGAUCGGGGACGGGAUCGAAACAGGGACAAGGGCAACGCGGCGGAAAAGGCGGCGGGAGACGUGGCGGGGGCGGUGGCGGUGGCGGUGGUCCAACCUCAACUUCGGACUCGACAACCACUGCUGCUACUGCUGGUGGCGGUGGUGGUGGUGGAAGUGGUGGAAGUGCAAAUGCAAAUGCAAAUGCCAAAGCCAAAGCCAAAGCCUCGGAAAAGGCGGAAGCGAAGAAAGAGUGA
Molecule: messenger RNA, 2061 nt
Organism: Capronia epimyces CBS 606.96
Lineage: Eukaryota; Fungi; Ascomycota; Eurotiomycetes; Chaetothyriales; Herpotrichiellaceae
Exons: 2
Coding region: 1-2061 (686 amino acids)
Biological process (GO): nuclear-transcribed mRNA catabolic process, nonsense-mediated decay; positive regulation of translation
Cellular component (GO): cytoplasm; nucleolus
Molecular function (GO): mRNA binding
Source: RefSeq, a predicted model, not a curated record